GUCCUCACGCUUUGUGUUGCCGUCGUCGUGCACUAUGGCCUCAAGCUCGUUCGCGGUGUGGUGCAUCCGUAUUUCUCCCCUCUCCGGGACGUCCGAGGUCCAAAGGCAAAGAGCUUCUUCAUGGGGAAUAUAAAGGAUAUAUUUGACGCAGAGGAUGGCCAUGUGCAUGAGCAGUGGAGAAAGGAGUACGGCGACGUGUUCAAGUACAAGGGAAUAUUCAACGUCGAUAGGCUUGUGAUGAUCGAUUGCAAGGCUGCGGGACAUAUCCUGUCGCAUUCUCAAAUAUAUGAGAAGCCCGAGCAAAUUCGGUAUUCUCUGGGUCAGGUAUUGGGCCCGGGUGACGCUGUCGCCCGCUCUCCAUCUCAUACUACCCCACACCCAGGCGAGACUCAUAAACGUCAGUUACAGGAUAUCUGGACCGCAGAGAUUAUGAAAGCACACGACGACGACGGUAAGGAGGGCAAGGCGAAAGUCGAUGUGAACGCCUGGUUGAACAAGGUCACGCUGGAUAUCAUCGGUCUUGCGGGAUUCAACUAUGCAUUCCACGCCCUGAACCCCGAAGACACGCCGAAUGAACUACACACGUCGAUCCGGAAGAUGCUGCAAAACCCACAGGGUUUCCGCUCUCCGCUACCGAUUCUGAAGGCCCUAUUCCCGCCUUUGCGCCUCAUCCCCUCCGAACGUGAUCGCACCGUGAGAGCAGCGAGGCAGACCAUGGAGCGCGUGGGACAACAGCUGUUAGCAGAGAAAAAGGCGGCCAAAGGAGCGACAUCGGCAGCAGUAGAGAAGAAGAACAUACAGGGCAGGGACUUGAUGAGUUUGCUCGUUAAGGCUAAUAUGGCGACAGACCUACCAGAGGGGUAUCGGAUGGAUGAUGAGGAAGUCUUGGCCCAGGUUCCAACUUUCCUCGUCGCGGGACAUGAGACCACAAGUACGGCCGUCACAUGGAUCCUGUUUUUUCUCAGCACGAACCCCGGCGUACAAGCCAAACUACGUAGAGAACUUGUCUCGGUGUCGACGGCACUACCUGGGAUGGACGAACUCCAGGUAUUACCCUAUCUCGAUGCAGUGGUUCGGGAAACCCUCAGAGUGUAUUCACCGGUGCCGAGUGUCAUACGGGUAGCGAGUCGGGACGAUGUCAUCCCGAUGGAUAGGACAUGGGUAGAUCGACGAGGGGCAAAAAGAAGUGAGAUGCGGGUGAGCAAAGGCGAUAUGGUGGACGUGCCGAUACUCGCGAUCAAUCGUUCAGAAGAGAUCUGGGGCAAAGAUGCGCAUGAAUUCAGGCCUGAGCGCUGGGAUAGUCCGCCAGAAGCCGCCAACGCUAUCCCUGGUAUCUGGGGAAGCAACCUUGCGUUCUCUGGAGGCAGCAGGGCUUGCAUCGGCUACCGCUUUUCUGUCAUCGAAAUGAAAGCCCUCGUGUUUGUCCUCGUUCGCGCUUUCCAGUUCGAGAUGGCGGUGCCUGUCGAGGACGUGAAAGUCAAAGCCGCGGCUAUACGUAGACCGUUCUUGGCAAGCGAGCGAGAAAAAGGGUCCCAGUUGCCUUUGUGGAUUUCGGCGAUCAAAGAGUGAAUGCGGAGAAUGCGGGGUACGGUGCCAAUCUGGUUGCAAGUCAUUGCUCGCCAAUUUAUUUAUUUUUCGCUUGGCUUGGUGUUUGUACUGUUCGGAGAUAUAGGGUGCCAAUAGGCCCUUUUUGUUGCAGGAAUCGUACUCAUACAGUAUGUGUGACC
Messenger RNA from Heterobasidion irregulare TC 32-1, 1727 nucleotides. It is a transcript of the gene cpm80, whose product is annotated as cytochrome P450 monooxygenase 80. The record is from RefSeq and is a predicted model, not a curated record. The transcript is spliced from 11 exons. NCBI's taxonomy places the organism in Eukaryota, Fungi, Basidiomycota, Agaricomycetes, Russulales, Bondarzewiaceae. Bases 121 to 1569 code for a protein of 482 amino acids. Gene Ontology annotation, molecular function: heme binding; monooxygenase activity; iron ion binding.